AUGAAAAACAGGUUGACUCCAAGGACCAAGGGCAAGGGAGAACUGAAGGUCAAUCUGGUCUACGGGCUCAAAGCCAUGCAGCACCGGCAGAGGAUCAUGAGGACCAGGGCGGAGGAUGGCUCCGCCUGCGCGGUGCGUCUGCCCUGGGCGCUCAUUCUGAAAGUUGCUUUGCUGCUGCUUUUAUUUGGCUUGCCGGUGUACGCCAUCGUCUCCUGCCAGCUCUGCACCCAGCAGCUCUACCUUGAGCCGACUGGGGGGGACAUAGCAGAGCUCCAUCUGAACCACACAGGACCACGGCAGGACCCCAGACUGCACUGGCAGGGAGGCCCAGCACUGGGUCGGUCCUUCCUGCAUGGACCGCAGCUGGACAACGGGCAGCUGCGUGUGCAGCGUGACGGGAUCUAUAGGUUGCACAUCCAGGUGACACUAACCAACUGCUCCUCCUCAUCAGAGAACAUUGUGUCACGCAGGGCUGUUCUGACUGUGGGCAUCUGCUCCCCGGCCACCCGGAGCAUUAGCCUGCUGCGUCUGAACUUCCACCUCAGCUGCACCGUUGCAUCCCAGCGCCUGACUCCUUUGUCCCAAGGGGACACUCUUUGCACCAACCUCACCCUGCCUCUGCAGCCAUCCCCAAAUGCUGAUGAGACGUUUUUUGGGGUUCAGUGGGUGCACUCCUGA
Pteronotus mesoamericanus is the source of this 678-nucleotide messenger RNA. RefSeq names its product CD70 molecule (gene CD70). Gene Ontology annotation, molecular function: tumor necrosis factor receptor binding. NCBI's taxonomy places the organism in Eukaryota, Metazoa, Chordata, Mammalia, Chiroptera, Mormoopidae. The transcript is spliced from 4 exons. Bases 1 to 678 code for a protein of 225 amino acids. Gene Ontology annotation, cellular component: plasma membrane; extracellular exosome. Gene Ontology annotation, biological process: immune response; tumor necrosis factor-mediated signaling pathway. The record is from RefSeq and is a predicted model, not a curated record.